AUGCGGUCCUUCUUUUACCACUUGAAGUUUGAGCUCUAUCCCACCUCCAGCCCCGCGACCGACGGCACGACGAGAACGAAAGGGAAGGCUCAGGCAGCAUCAUUAUCAUCUCUCAAUGAUCUCUGGCUUCCCCCAAAAGGCGCCGACAUCUUCGCCGAACUUCCUGCACAUUCGAAGAAGACUUCCAAAAAACUGAGCCCUUCUUACCGACCGCAGCCUUCGCCUCUGCAGUCAUUCGAGCCGCCUUACCCCGCCGACACCUACCGAGCGAGUAUACUGCGAACAUCGACCGAGAGUCCGAGCCCCAACCUCAUCGACUGCGGUCCAUCAAGGGUACCGGUGAAGGAGGAUAGUGGCAGCAAUAUUGAAAGGAUAUCUGAGAGGCAGUGGAGGGCGCGCACGCAGAGCUUCCCCCCUCCGCCUUCUUCAGUUGCAAUCCGGCCAGAGACGGCCGUGAGGGACUGGCGUUUCGGGCAGGUGAGCAUCGAGAGUAUCGACGUCGACUUGGAAGGCGACGCACACAGGUACCAGAUGGCGACCGAUGCGACAAGCUCGACCGCAGACUUGGGCGUUGGUCCGACAUUUGGCGGUACGGGAACGUCCACGAAGGCGAAGUAUGUACCGCUCGAAACGAAGAAUACAGAGGUCGGCUGGGGAGUGGUGCAUUUCUACCGCGAAGCAGAGGAUACGCCUGGCCUGGGACUGCCCCCUUCAGAGGACGAGGGCAUCGAGGCGGAAGAGUGUACGACUCUGUGUAUACCCGCAGUUCCCAGUUAUCUUACUCCGGGCGACUUUCUUGGAUAUGUCGGCGAGAAAUGGAGGGAUGACAUCAGUCACUACAGAAUGGUCAUGACGGCCAGGAUGAACCGUUACCUCGUGCUACUGAAGUUCCGGAACAGUAAGAGGGCACGCGAGUGGCAGAAGGAGUUUGACGGAAAGGUGUUCAACAGCAUGGAGGCGCAAGUUUGCCAUGUCGUCUUCGUCAAAUCGAUUACGUUCGAGACGCCCACAAGAGAGAACCGCACGUUUCCCGACCUCAAUCACGAUCCUUUUACAUCUUCCUCGUCAGUCGCUGCUUCGAGCAGCUUGAAACCCUUUCCUCCACCAACACCAAAUCUCGUCGAACUGCCGACCUGUCCAGUGUGCCUCGAGCGCAUGGACGAUACAACUGGUCUGAUGACUAUCCCCUGCCAGCACGUCUUCCACUGUACUUGCUUGCAAAACUGGAAAGGCUCAGGAUGUCCAGUCUGCCGACAUACGAAUCCAGAGACGGCAUAUGACCCGUCGAACCCGUAUACGCAGCCUUUCGGGUCGUCAGUAUCGAACCUUUGCAGUGUGUGCGACUCUUCAGAUGACUUGUGGAUUUGCCUCAUCUGCGGCAACGUGGGCUGCGGUCGGUAUAAGGGUGGUCACGCCAAGGACCACUGGAAGGAGACAGCACAUAGCUUCGCUUUGGAGCUGGAGACGCAGCAUGUGUGGGACUACGCUGGCGAUACCUGGGUCCACCGUCUGAUUCGCGACAAGGGAGAUGGCAAAGUCGUCGAGCUUCCAGGGAGCAACGGCCAUCAUCAUGGUCCUGAGGGUGGCUACGAGGAUACUGUCCCGCGAGCGAAGCUGGAUAACAUCGGUCUGGAGUACACCCACCUCCUGACUAGUCAACUUGAGUCACAGCGGGUGUAUUUCGAGGAAAUGCUCAGCAAGGUAGCAGACAAGGCCUCCAAAGCGGCCGCGACAGCCGAGACCGCAUCAUCGCAGGCAACCAGGGCAUUAGAAGAGAAUGCGACCCUUAAGGCGGAACUCACACGCCUCCGGACUCAAGUCAUCCCCCAACUCGAGCGCGAUGCGGAACGGGACCGCAACAAGGCUACUAAGGCCCAGGAGCUCGCCCGCAACAUGGGCAAGGCUCUGCAGGAGGAGAAGCAAGUCACACAGGGGCUAAUGAAGCGCGUGGAGCACAACAACGCCGAGGUCGAGGCGCUCCGGAAAAAGGAUGAGGAGUACAGGGCACAGAUUGCCGAGCUGGAGGAAAUGAACCGUGACUUGUCCAUGUUUAUCUCGGGGCAGGAAAAGCUCAAGGAGCUGGAGAGCGAGGGGAAAGUCGAGGCCGGGGAGGUUGCGGAGGGGAGUGUCAGUGUUCCUGAGAGGAAGGGGAAGCGGAAGGCGAAGAAGUGA
This is a messenger RNA of Colletotrichum spaethianum, 2172 nucleotides long. Its product is annotated as RNA 3'-terminal phosphate cyclase. Gene Ontology annotation, biological process: protein ubiquitination; Ras protein signal transduction. The transcript is spliced from 2 exons. Gene Ontology annotation, molecular function: zinc ion binding; ubiquitin protein ligase activity. Lineage: Eukaryota; Fungi; Ascomycota; Sordariomycetes; Glomerellales; Glomerellaceae. Gene Ontology annotation, cellular component: cytoplasm. Bases 1 to 2172 code for a protein of 723 amino acids. The record is from RefSeq and is a predicted model, not a curated record.